AUGGUGCUGGAGUUUGGUCAACUUUGGUCCACUCAAGCGUUACUGUUUGAAAUGGGGAGUCGCGCCUGUCUGUUUCUGGCUAUCCCACUUUCCCCAUCGUCUGGCUAUCCCACUUUCCCAGCAACACUCGAGUGGAAGGGGUUCGCCCUCGGCGAUUUCACCGGCAACCUCGCCGUGCCCCCAUCUCUUCCUCGUUCGGCUGGUUUCUGGGGCGACGGUCCCGCCUCAUCUAGUGUUGGGUCGUCGGUGAGGCGGAUUUGGGCAAUUGGGCGUUCCUCUCUUACGCAUGGUGGGUUCGUCAGAGUUUUGGUCAAAUUCUUCAACGGAGCUGUUGGAUUUGGGAGGAGUAUGAUUUGUGCGUUCCUUCGCGCGAUCACAGGGUGGGGAAUGUUGGCUUUUAGGGUUGAUUUGGGAAAUCGGUUCACCGACCGCCACAGUUGGACCAGCUGCUCGGUGCCCGUGCGGCCGUGCGGACGGCCGUCUUUGGCGCGCAGCGCGCUGCUGCAGGCUGGUGUGACGGGCGCCAGGGCGCAGCGCAACAAACACUCCUUCCCCUCCCGCCAGGGUAAGGUGAGGCUCACCAAGUGGUAUUCUCCGUACACCCAGAAGGAGAGGACCAAGGUCAGUUGCCCGCCGUAAAGUCAGAACUCAGAAGGCCAUUUUUUUCGGUCUGCUGUGUUGUUUUCUUUUCUGAAUGAAGAGCAAACAAUGGUUGUGCUUAUAGAACCUUCCCAUUGUUGUUUUCAGCAAUCACCCUUGAGCUCAUUAGUCUAGGUCUGAGAUCAUGUUAACUGACGUGAUGUGGUAGUUUGUGAUUGUAAUAUUCAGAGUGGUAAAGAUGUUAAAAUCUUUAGAUGCAGAUGUAAAAGGGCAUGCAUAUAUGCAGGUAUGUAAAAGGGUUUUUUCUAAACAGUCAGGUGUUUUAUGCAAACUUGGUUUCUUUUUCUUUAUA
Messenger RNA from Sorghum bicolor (sorghum), 952 nucleotides. RefSeq lists its product as uncharacterized. The transcript is spliced from 4 exons. The coding region runs from base 1 to 639 and encodes 212 amino acids. The record is from RefSeq and is a predicted model, not a curated record. Lineage: Eukaryota; Viridiplantae; Streptophyta; Magnoliopsida; Poales; Poaceae.